Paramuricea clavata is the source of this 1797-nucleotide messenger RNA. The record is from the annotation of a GenBank genome assembly. Lineage: Eukaryota; Metazoa; Cnidaria; Anthozoa; Malacalcyonacea; Plexauridae.
AUGUGGAACUCGAUUAAUGGCAUCUUGAAACGUGAUAAAAAGUCCUCCUCUCCAAGAUCAAUAAAAGAGGAUGGUGUCGAGAUCAAGGACUCACAUGGGAUAGCUGAAUCUUUCUGUAGGUAUUUUGCUAAUAUUACAUCUGAAUUUAUGGUUAAAACACCUAUACCUAAAACAAGCUUUCAUAAACUAAAGAAAUUUAUCGAGUCCAAAUGUUUAAGUGACACUAAGUUCAGUAUUCCAACGGUUGACAUAGACUUUGUGAAGAGCCAACUGCUUAAAUUUGAGACGAAUGCAGCUGUCGGUCUUGAUUAUCUGGGAGCCAAAAUUCUUGGUUGUGCUGCUCCAGUUAUAGCACCCCAUAUUACAAGAAUAAUUAACUUAAGUAUUUCAAUGUCUUCAGUGCCAUUAUGUUGGAAACGUGCCAGGGUCACGCCCAUAUUUAAAGGUGGAGAUUUUACGGACAGAUCCUGUUAUAGUCCCAUCUCAGUUCUACCUCUUUUAUCAAAAGUACUUGAAAGACAUGUCAGUGAGAAAUUAUAUUCUUAUUUAACAGUUAACCAGCUAAUCUCCAACAAUCAAUCAGGAUUCCGCAAAAACCACUCAUGCCAAUCACUAUUAAUAAAACUACCUGACUUCUUGCUUCACAACAUGGACCAAGGGAAGUUUUCCGGCUUAACAAUGUUAGAUCUACGUAAAGCUUUUGAUCUUGUUGACCAUUCAUUACUGCUCCAGAAAUUGCACUUGUAUGGUUUGGAUGAUCAAGCAUUGUCUUGGUUUACUUCUUACCUCAAAGACAGAGAAUUUAAAGUGAAAAUCGAAAAUGAGCUUUCUUCUAAAGCAUCCAUUAAAUCAAGUGUACCGCAAGGGUCAAUUCUAGGGCCCUUGUUAUUUAUUAUCCAUAUGAAUGACCUUCCAUUACAUCUGAAUGGCACCCAAAUAGAUAUGUUUGCAGAUGAUUCUACUCAGUAUGUAUCUGGUUGUUCAGUCCAGGGUGUACAAGAACAACUCAGUACCGAAAUGUUACCAAUUAUACAAUGGACCGAAACGAAUAAAAUGGUUCCCAACGAACAGAAAACUAAGGCAAUGUUUAUAGCAUCAACCAAGAAAGUGUCUGAGAUCCCACAGGAUUUAAACAUCACUAUAAAUGAUUUCCAAAUUGAAACUGUGCUUGAUGGAAGAUUACUUGGUAUUCAGUUUGAUCAAACUUUGAGCUGGUCUGUGCAUAUCGGACUGUUGUGUAAAAAGAUAUCUCAAAGAUUAGGAAUAUUACGACGAAUACGUCACCAUCUGCCACUAAACGCUCGUAAAGCCUUCUACCGAUGUUUAAUUCUCUCCUUGAUGGAUUACUGUUGUGUGAUUUGGGGGAAUACAUCUACCCAAAACUUGGACAGACUUCAUCGGCUUCAAAAGAGAGCUGCCAGACUGAUUUUAGAUCGUGAUCAUAAGGCACCUUCACUGCCUUUAUUUUUGGAACUUGGAUGGCUUCCAGUUCACGAGAGAAUACGAUAUUUUCGUGCCAGUACAGUUUAUAAAGCGUUAAAUAAUCUAUCUCCAAGUUAUAUCACUAGUUUACUUUUACCAUUUAGCAAAGUACAUAAUGUAAAUACUCGCGGCUCCACAAAUAAUAACUUGAAGCUUCCAAAAGUAAACUCUAAUGCUGGCAAACGUACUUUUGUCUUCUUGGCAGCUAAUGAGUGGAAUCUAUUACCUGAUAGUGUGAGAUGCUCGACAUCAUUUUCCUCAUUUCGUAAAAACUACAUAAAUUUGGCCUUUUCCAAACUCAAGGAUAAUAUCUGA